Bombus huntii is the source of this 2202-nucleotide messenger RNA. Its product is annotated as aquaporin-like. Gene Ontology annotation, biological process: transmembrane transport. The record is from RefSeq and is a predicted model, not a curated record. The coding region runs from base 794 to 1603 and encodes 269 amino acids. Lineage: Eukaryota; Metazoa; Arthropoda; Insecta; Hymenoptera; Apidae. The transcript has 5 exons. Gene Ontology annotation, molecular function: water channel activity. Gene Ontology annotation, cellular component: plasma membrane.
AACGUGGACAGACGAAAGGAUCUUUCGAGGCCCGUAAAAGCUACUACGGUUUCGUCGAACACAUCAAAAAGAUCUACCGGAAGUAGGCAGAAACAGUGGCGUCAAUUGAGUACAGGAUAAAAUACGAAGGUGUUUCAAAAACAAAGUCCCAUUCGCCGGAAGGUUAACGCACAUAGAUAAGUUCAGCCGUCGUUUCAUCGUUUUAUUAGAAACGAUAAAGAGUACUGAAAAUAUGGAAAAUAAUGAUUUUCGACGCAGAAUAAAAUUCAAAAGGCGUUUCAAAAUACAAGUCCCGCCGAUAAAAUAUUAAUAUCCGUAUAUUUGACUGAAAAAACGUUUCGUAGUUUUACUAAAAAUAGUUAAAUCGAUGGUAUCCUUUCUUUUCUAUCUUCUAUGUAUAUAUACGAAGAUAAUGCAUAAAAUCUACCUACAGAGCGUUUCAAAAAAAAAAAAAAAAAAAAAAAGAGAGAGAGAAAAGAGAAAUAUCCACGUAAAUGUACACAAGGACGUUUUACCAUAGAUAUUGAACUCUUCCAAAAAUACCGAUCAAACAGGUGCAAUAUUUGCGUUUGAAUGGCAUCGCGCGGUGUAAGUGUAUUUACACUGGGCUAUCACUCGGCUGAGCCAGUUUCGUGCUGCGUCGUGUAUAGUGGCUAAUCAACUGUCAACAUCAUUGUACCAACGUAUACGUCGUAUUUCGUUGGACGAGACCGACGUAGAUAACUAUCGUUCAGACUACUUAUUUCAUCGGUGCAAGUGGUUCCGUGUACGCGUACUGUGUAAUAUCGACGCAAUGGUUUGCAAGUGCGGUUUUAAGGAGCUGAUGCAUGGCGAAGGCGCCAUAAAGAAAACCGUGUUGAUAAUUUUGGCCGAGACGAUUGGCACCUCUAUAUUGCUAUUCGUUGGCUGCAUGGGAUGCGUUGGAGGCCUGGGCUCUGAACCCACUCCACUUCAAAUUUCUUUAACCUUUGGCCUUGCUGUGAUGAUUGUGAUUCAAUCUAUUGGCCACAUCAGCGAUGCUCACAUUAACCCUGCCAUCACGGUGGGAUCGGUAGUGCUCGGGAAGAAGACUAUUCCCGAGGGAUUGGUGUACCUGUUGUCCCAGAUAGUCGGCGGAAUCCUGGGGUUCGGCAUGCUGAAGGUGGUGACGCCGGCAGGUAACCUGACGAGCAAGACCCUCAGCGAGGCGGACAUGUUUUGCGUGACCGAUCUACACUCGGAGCUAUCUGCGAUCCAGGGCCUGUUGCUCGAGGGCAUUUCCACCGCUAUACUGAUGCUGGUCGCGUGCGCCGUCUGGGACAGUAGAAACGUGAAAAACACCGACUCGGUGCCAAUCAGAUUCGGCCUGACGGUCGCUGCUCUUGCGCUCGCGUUCGGACCUUACACAGGCUGCAGCAUGAACCCGGCCAGGUCAUUGGCACCAGCGCUCUGGAACAAUCAGUGGUCACAUCACUGGAUCUACUGGUUCGGCCCCAUUGGUGGCGCCCUUUUAUCGUCCUUCAUGUACAAAACUAUCUUCGGCGUGAAGAACCACACGCAGGAUGAGUGCUCCGCUGAAGCUGUCGCGCUGAACAGCGUCAACAUUCAGAAGACGGAGCCGUGAUACAAAACUGAAGAGGGCCAAUCGGAAACGGCGAGGGUACGGAUCGAUAGGCACCAUCUUCAAGAAACCACGAGAGAUUAAGCGUUCAAUGGAGGAUUCGAAUGGAUCGAACGGAUCUACCGGAUCGUACAUCGCGCCAUCUAGGAUCUUUUGUACCACCGUUUUUCUCGAUCGUAUAGAGUUCGAACGAUCCAGGAAAUCGCAAGACUGCUCAUCAGAGAGAUAGAUCAUCCGUUGCCUGCGAAGUAUUGUUCACACGCGGCAACGUUAUCCUGUUAGGGAAACGAUAUACAGCGUAUAGGUUAUGUGCAUCCCGGGAACGACGCUAUUCCGCCAUUUUACGAUUCGAUGAUCCACCGUGCACAAUAUGGUGGCUGUUAGAUCGGAACCGAUGCCGGGAACACGCAUCUCGUUGUUGUUGUCUUUUUUAUUUUUUUUCUUUCGAAUACUCCGUUAGUAUAUGUUUUGCGCAACAUAACCGUGUUGCUUGCUGCUUCAUAGGCGAUUUCAAUUCGCUAAUUGUCGUUGUACAUAAUUGUUAUAUUUUUUAUAGAUGUAUUUACUCGUGACGAUGGAAAAAUAUAAUCGGAUAAAAGUGA